Capsicum annuum is the source of this 2184-nucleotide messenger RNA. RefSeq names its product endoglucanase 10. Gene Ontology annotation, biological process: carbohydrate metabolic process. Bases 312 to 1886 code for a protein of 524 amino acids. The record is from RefSeq and is a predicted model, not a curated record. The transcript is spliced from 7 exons. Gene Ontology annotation, molecular function: hydrolase activity, hydrolyzing O-glycosyl compounds. NCBI's taxonomy places the organism in Eukaryota, Viridiplantae, Streptophyta, Magnoliopsida, Solanales, Solanaceae.
AUAAAAAGAGAAAAUAUAGGCAAACCAUCUUGAGUUUGAAGCCAAUAAAAUCAUCAUCUUCGUAAGAAUUUUGUCGGUGCUUUGUCCUGUUAUAUUCCAUCUACCUUAAUAACUAUUUUUCAUUUUCCUUCCUAAAUUUUCUCCAUCAUUUUCUUCAUCAAUUUCUCUAAUUUUCUGUUUCUUUUUUAUCCAUUUCACCUACAUUGCCUACAGUUUUUUUCCCCUCUGCAAAAAGAACAAUUUUUUUCCUACAUAUAGUCCCGCAUUGCUGUGUGCGGGAUCAUUCAAUUCAGGUAAAUUUGUGAUUAAGGAUGGGAGAGAAAUCAAAAAAGGGGGGUUGUUGUGGAUGGAUUUUAGUUUUGAUAGUGGCUGGUGCUGCUGCAGCAGCCAUUGUGGUGCUUGUUAUGAAGAAGCAUAAUGGUUCUAGCCCAGGUGCUGCUCCUGUUCCAGGACCACCUGGUUCUCCUGUAAAGAAAUAUGAAGAUGCUUUAAAAACUGCAAUGCAGUUCUUUGACAUUCAGAAAUCCGGGAAAUUGGCAAAUAACAAGAUAUCAUGGAGAGGCGAUUCAGCUGUCAAAGAUGGAAGUCCGGCAAAGUUAGACCUCAGUAAAGGAAUGUAUGAUGCCGGUGACCACAUGAAAUUUAAUUUCCCAAUGGCUUACACUGCCACUGUGUUGUCAUGGGCCAUCCUUGAGUACGGUGAUCAGAUGAAGGUUGUGAACCAACUGGAACCUGCUCAAGACUCACUCAAGUGGAUUACGGACUACCUUAUCAAUUGUCAUCCAAAAGAUAAUGUUCUUUAUAUUCAGGUGGGUGAUCCUGAUGCCGAUCAUAAAUGUUGGGACAGGCCCGAGGAUAUGACUGAGUCGAGGCCUCUAAUUCAGAUAAAUGCUACUGUCCCUGGGACAGAAGUUGCGGCUGAAACUGCAGCAGCUAUGGCAGCAGCAUCCCUGGUGUUCAAGAGUGACUCAACAUACUCAAGUGACCUUCUUAAGCAUGCUAAACAGUUGUUUACUUUUGCCGACAAAUUUAGAGGUUCCUACAGCCAAAAUAUUCCUGAAGUAGCAACAUAUUACAACUCAACCGGAUACGGAGAUGAGCUUUUGUGGGCAGCAGGUUGGCUAUAUCAUGCAACUGGGGAUCAAACAUAUUAUGAUUAUGCGACGGGGAAAAAUGCAGAUUCUUUUGGUAAUUUUGGAAAUCCAACUUGGUUUAGCUGGGAUAACAAACUAGCUGGUACUCAGGUUCUACUAUCCCGGGUCAGCUUUUUUAAUUCGAAAGCAAACUCGGAUACACUUCAAGAAUAUAGGAAAACUGCAGAAGCCGUAAUGUGUGGUCUCUUACCAAAGUCUCCGACAGCAACAUCCAGCAGAACUGACAGCGGCUUAAUAUGGGUAAGUGAAUGGAACGCGCUACAGCAUCCUGUAGCCUCUGCCUUCUUAGCUGUGGUGUACAGUGAUUACAUGCUCACUUCCCGGACUGCAAAAAUAACUUGUAAUGGAAAUGCAUAUACACCAUCUGAUCUCCGGAAGUUUGCCACCUCCCAGGCUGAUUAUGUUUUGGGGGACAAUCCAUCCAAGAUGAGUUUUCUCGUAGGCUAUGGGGACAAGUAUCCGCAAUAUGUUCACCACAGAGGGGCUUCCAUUCCUAAAGAUGCCAAGACUGGAUGCAAAGAUGGUUGGAAGUAUCUGGACUCGACUAAGCCCAAUCCCAAUGUAGCAACCGGAGCUCUUGUUGGCGGUCCAUUUCUUAAUGAAACAUAUAUCGAUUCUAGGAACAACUCAAUGCAAGGAGAGCCAACCACAUACAAUAGUGCUGUCAUUGUUGGCCUUCUUUCUGGUUUGGUUACCACUUCUUCAGUGGUUCAGUCUUUCACCGGAGCUUGAUACCGCCUUUCAUUUGCGCGUCACCUCAUGAUCUACGUCUCUCAUCUUAUGUAGCUGCAUACAUAUUUUUUCAUUUCUUGUAACCACCUCAUGUUGUACUGCUCUUAUUGUACUUAGUUACAUACAUAUUUUUUUACUUUUCUUGUAUCUACUUGAACACACGAAGGUGCAUUAUGUAUCCCUGUAUGCUAGUGUGUACAAUAUCAACUUAGUGUACUAAUAUCCAAUAUAUGUGCUCAACAGGCAAAGAGUUUUUGUAGUAUUAAUUUGGUCAAAAAUGAUGUGCUGUUUAUUUUUA